GAGCUGCGCCGUGAUUACGCUGAAACCCUAUUUAUUCAUUCGUUUGUUACAUUUUUCACUAAUUUUCACAUGUAGUGUUGCUUCGUGUACAAUACGUGUUUUUAAUUCGUAAUGUGUUACACGAAACUAUAAAUAUUACGCACACGGGAAACCCCUUUUCCUGUUUUUUUUUUAAAUAAACUACAACUCCCAUGAAGCACCUGGAACAAGGAAGAGCGAAAUCUCGGAUUCAGACGUGUUCAGCUGAAACCGGAGUUUGUGUGAAAGCACAAGAAGUCGGACACGCAAACCGCUGCCGUUAUGCAAACAUGCUCCAUUCAUUGUCCCGUUUGAUUAAGUGACAUCUUCCAUCGAGUUUUUCCCGCCGUGAACACCAUGGGGCCCGUGUUUGCCGUUGUUCUUGUUUUUGUCGGCUGUUGUAGCAAUGUGGUGUUUCUGGAGCUGCUUGUGAGAGAUUUUCCAGGAUGCGGCAACAUAGUCACCUUUGCUCAGUUUGUCUUCAUCGCAUUGGAAGGUUUCAUCUUUGAAACAAACUUUGGACGCAAGAAACCAGCAAUACCUAUCAGUAACUAUGUGAUCAUGGUGACCAUGUUCUUCACUGUCAGUGUGAUCAACAACUACGCUCUCAACUUCAACAUCGCCAUGCCUCUACACAUGAUCUUUAGAUCAGGAUCACUAAUCGCUAACAUGAUCCUGGGAAUAAUCAUCCUGAAGAAAAGAUAUUCGGCCAGCAAAUAUCUGUCUAUAGCCUUAGUUUCUGCAGGUAUCUUCAUCUGCACCAUCAUGUCUGCCAAACAAGUGAAUGUGUCAAAUGAGGGUUCAGAAGACCAAGGCUUUUAUGCCUUUAUGCACUGGCUUAUAGGUAUCGCCAUGUUGACCUUUGCCCUGCUGAUGUCUGCGAGGAUGGGCAUUUUUCAGGAGACGCUGUACAAGAAGUAUGGAAAACACUCCAAAGAGGCGCUCUUCUACAAUCACUGCCUGCCUCUGCCGGGCUUCCUGCUUCUCUCCACAAAUAUCUACAGCCACUGCGUCCUCUUCAAUCAAAGCACUCCCGUGCUGAUUCCUGGGGUCGAACUGAGCGUGCCGAUAAUGUGGAUCUACCUGCUGAUCAAUGUCAUCACACAGUACGUGUGCAUCCGUGGUGUUUUCAUCCUGACCACAGAGUGCGCCUCGCUGACAGUCACGCUGGUGGUGACGCUCAGGAAGUUCCUCAGCCUCAUCUUCUCCAUCAUUUAUUUCCAAAACCCCUUCACCACCUGGCACUGGGUGGGGACGGCCGUGGUCUUCGUCGGUACUCUUCUGUACACGGAGGUGUGGAGCAGCGUGUGGGCGGCUCUACGGGGACCCGAUGCCAAAGAGAAGAAGGCAGAGUGACGAAUCAGAGACUGGCAGUGGACAGAAAAUCAGUUAUCGUGUUGGACGUAGAGUGAUGUUGUUAUCCUGCAGCAGUUUUAUGCAGUUUUAGGGUCAUUUAGAUUUAUACUUGAUUACACGGUGCGCAGUCAUACACCACCUGAAAAGUUUAAAGGAUAGUGGUGUUCUGCAUUUUUAUUGUUGUCAGCAAAUCCCAUGAACAGAUCAAAUCCAGCAGAGUAAACAUUCCUUCACACAUACAGAGACAAACUAGUCGGCCGUAGCUCUCGUAAUCUGGGUCUAUUUUGUUCAGUGUUUACAUUCUCUGCUACAUCUGGUCUUUUGUGCCAAGACAUGUCUCGCUGCACAUUUUGUCUCGAGUUCACCACACAAUAAGCUAAAAACUGGUUUUAAAGACCUUUUGUAGCUGAUGCAUGAAACUGAUUGAAUUGGAACCGUGACAUCAAUGUGAGGUAGCUUGGAUGUUGCUCACAGCCAGGCCGAUUAUUAAAAAUCAGCACAGAUUUAUUGCUAGGAGCUUUUUGAGUCAAUUGAGCCAGAUCUCAUUCUUGAUGGAUUAAUUUAUUUUGAAUCUACGUGUGAAUGAAUCUGUAUUUUGUCUGUCUGUGCUCUCUGACUCCAAGCACCAAGCCCAUUCACUGUGACUGAAGAUGUAGAUCUCUAAAACCAGCUAUAGUCAAUAUUUUACAAUACUUGAUCACAUGACGGCUUGAUUAUGGUGAAGAACCCACAGACAGUUUUCACCCUCUCUCCAGGCCCAAAGAGAUGCAUGGCAUCACAUACCCCAGAACUUGUUUUUCUUGUGCUUGAUUGCAAACUUGAAGAGUGAUUAUUAGUCAGGUUAAGUUGUCUUUUUUUUUUUUUUUUUUUGAAUAUCCAUAAGCAUUCCUUGUCUCCACUUGACAAACAGACUCUAGGUAAAGAUGUUUUCAGUGUUUAAUCUGUUAUAAUUAUAAUGAUAGAUUUGAAAGGGAAAGAAAUCUCUGUUUGUAGCAUGUAUAUGCUUUGUCGACAGUUUUACUGCCCCCUGUGGCCAAAACGUCAGAUUUUCACACUUAGUCCCACUCUUCCAGCCAGUGUCAUUUAACUAAAUCAUUUCUGAAUACAGCUGGAGACUGUUUUUAUCAGGACGAGUGAAUAUUUUAUUUUGUAGGUACUGUUUGAAGUGUGUGAUUGGGGGUCUGGUGUGAGCUUUGUCAGCCAGUGCAACAGUGUGGGUCAAGGUUGUGUUGUAAUACUUUGGCUACACAGAUUCUGGGUUUGGUCUUCAUUGGAUUUGCUAACAAUAGGAAAAAUACGAAUACUCUCAUACUUACAUGUUUUAACAUUAGUACCUCGUUAUGGUGCGUUCACAGACACAAAUUCAGUGCCACUUUUCUUUUUUGUCUAUAACGCUGUUUGGAUAUUUAUUUUUUUAGCCUCUAGCUGCUCCAGGUUCGUGUUCAUUUUAAGGACUUCACCGAUUCAUGUGUGAGGAGCUGCUGGAGUCAGAUUGCGUGAUUAGAUAGGGGGACAGGUUAUGCAGUGCAUAUAGUCCCCGUGUCCUUGUCAUAUUGUCUCAGGUGUAUUUGUCAACAAUAAAUCUUUACACUCCCUGGCGACUGAAAUUAAAGUGGCAACAUAACUGAA
Messenger RNA from Oreochromis aureus, 3003 nucleotides. RefSeq names its product solute carrier family 35 member B4 (gene slc35b4). Gene Ontology annotation, biological process: transmembrane transport. The coding region runs from base 376 to 1374 and encodes 332 amino acids. Gene Ontology annotation, cellular component: endoplasmic reticulum membrane; Golgi membrane. The record is from RefSeq and is a predicted model, not a curated record. Lineage: Eukaryota; Metazoa; Chordata; Actinopteri; Cichliformes; Cichlidae. Gene Ontology annotation, molecular function: UDP-xylose transmembrane transporter activity; UDP-N-acetylglucosamine transmembrane transporter activity. The transcript has 10 exons.